This is a messenger RNA of Clarias gariepinus (North African catfish), 2435 nucleotides long. RefSeq names its product histocompatibility (minor) 13 (gene hm13). The record is from RefSeq and is a predicted model, not a curated record. The transcript has 12 exons. Gene Ontology annotation, molecular function: aspartic endopeptidase activity, intramembrane cleaving. Gene Ontology annotation, cellular component: cytoplasmic side of endoplasmic reticulum membrane; lumenal side of endoplasmic reticulum membrane; membrane. Gene Ontology annotation, biological process: membrane protein proteolysis. The coding region runs from base 151 to 1281 and encodes 376 amino acids. NCBI's taxonomy places the organism in Eukaryota, Metazoa, Chordata, Actinopteri, Siluriformes, Clariidae.
AAGAAGAAGAAGCUGUUGAGGUUCCCGGACGGUGUUAGGAAACGUGGCCUUAUGAGCGGAGAGUGAAGCGGAACCUCGAGUCUCUGUUACUCCUCUCUGUGUCUCUCUGUGUCUCUGUGUCUCUCUCUGAUCCGCUGGUCCUCUGUCGCCAUGGCUGAGGUAGAACAGGGUUCCGCUUUACCGCCGCUGGACGGCCUGAACAGCACGGAGAACGGGACCGACACCGGGAACGGCACCGCGGCUCGGUUCGUGGCUACAGCCGAGGGGACAGCGCUGGCGUACGGGAGCCUGGUGCUCAUGGCCCUGCUGCCCAUCUUCUUCGGAGCUCUGAGAUCCGUCACCACCUCCAAGAGCAAGAACUCCUCAGACAUGCCUGAGACCAUCACUAGCAGAGAUGCUGCACGGUUCCCCAUCAUCGCCAGCUGCACGCUCUUCGGCCUGUAUCUCUUCUUUAAGAUCUUCUCCCAGGAGUACAUCAACCUGCUGUUAUCCAUGUACUUCUUCGUGCUGGGGAUUUUAGCCCUGUCACACACGCUGAGUCCCUUCAUUAACAGGUUUGCUCCUGCUGCUCUGCCCAAUAAACAGUACCAGCUGCUCUUCACUCAGGGCUCAGGAGAGAGCAAGGAAGAAAUGGUGAACUACGAGUUUGACACCAGAGACCUGAUCAGUUUGGGAAUCAGCAGCGUGGUGGGAGUGUGGUACAUCCUGAAAAAGCACUGGGUGGCCAAUAACCUGUUUGGUUUGGCGUUUGCUCUGAACGGAGUGGAGCUGCUGCACCUGAACAACGUCAGUACCGGCUGCAUCCUGCUGGGGGGGCUGUUCAUCUACGACAUCUUCUGGGUGUUCGGCACUAACGUGAUGGUGACGGUGGCGAAGUCAUUUGAAGCUCCGAUCAAGUUGGUGUUUCCUCAGGACCUCCUGGAGAAGGGACUGGGUGCCAGUAAUUUUGCCAUGCUGGGACUCGGAGACAUCGUGAUUCCAGGCAUCUUCAUCGCUCUGCUGCUGCGUUUUGAUGUCAGUCUGAAGAAGAACACACGUACGUAUUUCUACACCAGCUUCCUCGCCUACAUCUUCGGCCUCGGCCUCACCAUCUUCGUCAUGCACACGUUCAAGCAUGCUCAGCCUGCUCUGCUGUACCUGGUGCCGGCGUGUGUGGGUUUCCCGGUGGUCGUGGCUCUGUUGAGGGGCGAGCUGACCGAGAUGUUCAGGUAUGAGGAGACCUCCCCGGAGUCAGAAGCUUCGACUAAAGAAGAAAAAACAGAAUCUGAUAAAGAUAAAUAAAGCUGCAGGAAGGUGUCGCGUCCCCUUGUUCCCCACCGCUGUACUUACAGGUUCUCCCACCAGGGGGCAGCGGAUUCCUUCUGCCUCCUCCUCCCCUCUUUCCCCCCCCAGUGUGUGACGAUGUCCUGCGUGGAGGUGGACGUGUGGACGUAUGGACGUUCUCUAAAUAGUUCAAAGACAACCGCUUGAUUUAGUUUUUCUUUUGUUUUCUUUGUAAUUUUUAAACAGUUGUAAAACAUGAUGUACAACAGCUUUACCGCCUGCCAGCCCCCCCACACCCCCCCCUGUCCCCCCCCCCACCUCGCUCUGCGCUCCUGAGUUUAUCCACUUUCCAUUUUACUGCUUUAUAUUUGUACUGGUAUAGAGCUCAUGUUAUUUUAUUGCUUGUUGCUCUGUAAGGUCGGGGUUGUACAGUGAAGCGGGAGUCACGUGAUCCACGCCGUCUCUUCGCCCCAGACGUUUUCGCUCGGUCGAGACGUGUUUGAGUCUCACGUGUUCUGAUGGAAGUCUGUAUCACCGGAUCAGUCUUGACUUUAGAGGACGUCACUGAGCUCCACACUGUGUUUAAAAUCGCACCGAGUCUGCACCAGCCUGUGAAAUGUGUGGGUGGGGCCUGUGGGAAGGGGCGGAGUCGCUAAUGUUCCAGAUGCAGUGACGAUGAUGAUGAUGGAGUUUUACUAAAGGUGUUUAUGAAUCGAGCUCGAGAUACGAACGUCUCGUCUGAACGACUACGUUUAAAUUCAUCGCUGUGUAACAUCAUGUACACAACAUAGUGUUUAUUUGGUUAACGUGUGGAACGAAUCGCACACUUUAUCUGUAUGUUUUAUAAAAACACCAGCACAGGGACCAACCUGGACAUUUAUAAUCCUUUAGGAAAAAAGAAAACAAUGAAAGCGCCACCUGCUGGUCCUUUAUUCAAAUAAUAAAAUUAGAAGUGACGAUACGAGUGCGCAGAUCCCUGGAGCUCAGUAACAGUUGUGACGUUCUUCACCUCGUUCUUCACCUCGUUCCUCUACGUUUCUUCUUCUCCUCCUGAUCCAGUGCAACUAAACAGUUUAAGCUUCUUUGAGGAGCAGAAAGUCUCUUGUGUUCUUUUUUUUUUUUUCCGUUUUGCCGCAAUAAAUUGUGGUUCUUACCGCUGUAGAGAAGCAUGA